CGAAAAUGUGCUCAAGUGUCUGUCAAGGGUGCCAGGAGGAGGUGAUUGAAUCACGUUUCUUUAGGCUGAAACUGGCUCCACCCCAAACAAGUUUCACUGAGCCAAAUAAUGAAGAAACAAACACUGCCAUCAUGGGUGGCUCGAGUUUCCUCCACUCCCUGUCUGACGCAACAGCUCCGGCCGUGAACCAAAAUGUCUACGUGCAUCCUCUUCUUAAGCGUUCGGGUUCUAGGCUAAGUGAUGAAAGCCUCGAAAUGUGCACCGAACAAUUAGGUAGCGAAACUGGAAGCGAAGGUUCCUUGCUUUCCUUGGAAACUCAAUCCGUGGCUUGCGAUAUUAUUCCGUCGAAACCGAGGGAAAGUUCGUCCACCAGAAAUAUGAGGCGUGGCUACAGCUUUCCGCCUCUUUUGACGUCCAUUAGCGGUUCGAAUGGUGUUCAGAUCAAGCCUCAUCGGGAAAACGGCCGCUUAAUUAUUCAAGCCAUUAGUUUCCCUACCUGUCAUAGUUACUUCCAUGCAGAACGUAGCGAGGGGAGGCUUAGGCUUUCCCUUUUCAAGGACACUACCACAAUUCUCCGCAUGGAAGACAACAACGAAGAACAAGAAGAUGAUGUCGAAGUUGAAGAAGAGUUUUAUGGGGAAACUGAGAAUAAAGAAGAAAACAACGGGAAUGUUGGGGGUGAAAUCGAGGCAGGGAAGAUGCCAAGGCCAAGCAGCUGCAAAGAAAGUAAUCGAGGCCACAAAGGAGGCUUGCUUAAUUGGAAACCAUUCUUGGUGACUACUUAAAAAAUAUGGC
Molecule: messenger RNA, 795 nt
Organism: Hibiscus syriacus
Lineage: Eukaryota; Viridiplantae; Streptophyta; Magnoliopsida; Malvales; Malvaceae
Product: protein FANTASTIC FOUR 2-like
Exons: 1
Coding region: 6-785 (259 amino acids)
Source: RefSeq, a predicted model, not a curated record